AUGGUCGUCAUCAGCAAAGCCACUGCCCUGGCCCUGGGCCUGUCCACCGCUGCCUCCGCGGCGCCCCUGGCCCAGACUCGCAAGAACUUCUCGGUUCAGCAGGUUGCCAAUAAGACGCGCACCGUCAACCUGCCUGCCCUGUACGCUCGCUCUCUGGCCAAGUACGGUGCCACCGUUCCUGCGAGCGUCAAGGCCGCUGCGAGCGAGGGCAGUGUCACCACCACGCCCCAGUCCGAUGACACCGAGUACCUGACCCCCGUCACUGUCGGAGACUCCACCCUCCACCUGGACUUUGACACCGGCUCUGCGGAUCUCUGGGUCUUCUCGUCCGAGCUCCCCUCCUCUGAGCAGACCGGUCACAGCCUGUACACGCCCAGCUCCAGCGCAACCAAGCUGAGCGGCUACUCUUGGGACAUCUCCUACGGCGAUGGCAGCUCUGCCAGCGGAGACGUCUACCGGGACACCGUCACCGUCGGUGAUGUCUCGACCAGCAAGCAGGCUGUCGAGGCUGCCAGCUCGGUCAGCUCCGAGUUCGUUUCGGACACGGCCAACGAUGGUCUUCUGGGCCUGGCCUUUAGCUCCAUCAACACGGUCUCGCCCGUGGCUCAGACCACCUUCUUCGACACCGUCAAGUCGCAGCUCGACUCCCCCCUCUUCGCUGCGUACCUGAGGUACCACGAGGCCGGUGUCUACGACUUCGGUUUCAUUGAUGACUCCAAGUACACCGGCUCCAUCACCUACGUGGAUGCCGACAGCUCCGAGGGCUACUGGGGCUUCAGUACCGAUGGCUACGCCGUUGGCGACAACGACGCCAACUCCAACGGCUUCAGCGCCAUUGCUGACACCGGUACCACCCUGAUCCUCCUCGACGACGAUGUCGUCUCCGACUACUACAGCCAGGUCUCCGACGCCCAGAACAGCUACUCGGAGGGUGGCUACGUCUUCUCGUGCGAUGACGACCUCCCCGACUUCACUGUCGUGAUCGGUGGUUACAGCGCCGUCGUCCCCGGCAAGUACAUCAACUACGCCCCCAUCGAGACCGGCAGCUCCACCUGCUUCGGCGGUAUCCAGAGCAACAGCGGUCUUGGCCUGUCCAUCCUCGGUGACGUCUUCCUGAAGAGCCAGUACGUUGUCUUUGACUCUGAGGGACCUCAGCUUGGCUUUGCUGCCCAGGCUUAA
Aspergillus sclerotioniger CBS 115572 is the source of this 1179-nucleotide messenger RNA. Its product is annotated as pepsin-like aspartic protease. The transcript is spliced from 4 exons. NCBI's taxonomy places the organism in Eukaryota, Fungi, Ascomycota, Eurotiomycetes, Eurotiales, Aspergillaceae. The coding region runs from base 1 to 1179 and encodes 392 amino acids. Gene Ontology annotation, biological process: proteolysis. The record is from RefSeq and is a predicted model, not a curated record. Gene Ontology annotation, molecular function: aspartic-type endopeptidase activity.